AUGCACUCACCUAAUGUCAUCCCCCAACGUAUGGGGCACCAAGCAUUUAUGGAUAUUAAACUCGGACAAAUGUUAUCCCUAUCAUACAAUCGACAUAAAACGAUCCUGCUACCCGCACCUUACGAUACCAACUGCCAAACGUAUGACGUCACCGGCGUGGAGACCGCACACAAACUACGUGCCGAUUGUCUAAGUAGUUGCGCGUACAACAUGUGGUUCCGGUGCCGUAACUGUACCACAUAUUCCCGUAUCCUAUGGCGCCUGGAUUCACUACCGGGUGAACGCAACCCUAAUAUAUGUAAAUUCGGUGAACACUAUUUUAGCGACAGUGGUAUCGUUGAGUUACCAGGGCCAUAUUACUUUGACGAUUAUUGCCAACGUCUGUGUCCCGUCGAUUGUGUUCAAAACUAUUACAGUGUGGCGGUAGUCGAUAGGGAACCGGGAAGGUCGGCCUGGUUUAUGUCGGGAACCGGGAGGGUUUACAUCGGCCUUACACAUAAUCAAUUGCCCGAUCAGGUGACCCAGCACGUGGAGGAAAUGACGUUUAUAGACUUGCUAGCUAAUAUCGGUGGUAUAUUAGGUUUGUGGGUAGGGUGGUCAGUGUUGUCAGUGCUCACAAUGUUCAAGGGCAAUAAAUAA
Oppiella nova is the source of this 639-nucleotide messenger RNA. The record is from the annotation of a GenBank genome assembly. Lineage: Eukaryota; Metazoa; Arthropoda; Arachnida; Sarcoptiformes; Oppiidae.